Messenger RNA from Phragmites australis (common reed), 516 nucleotides. Its product is annotated as protein TIFY 11d-like. The record is from RefSeq and is a predicted model, not a curated record. The transcript is spliced from 2 exons. Gene Ontology annotation, biological process: regulation of defense response; regulation of jasmonic acid mediated signaling pathway; response to wounding. Lineage: Eukaryota; Viridiplantae; Streptophyta; Magnoliopsida; Poales; Poaceae. Bases 1 to 516 code for a protein of 171 amino acids. Gene Ontology annotation, cellular component: nucleus.
AUGGCCGCCGUUGGUAACAGCUUGUUCGCCGUCACGUUCGGGCUCCUACGGCAGCAGUACAGGAGGGAGCAGCAGCAGAUCUGGGACCUCGCUGGCGCGUUCGAGGUGCCACCACCGUCGGUGACAGAGGAGGCUGAGACGGACACCAGGACCAUGCAGCUCUUCCCCACGUGCCCCGGCAUGACGCAGCCGUCCCAAGAGCGGCCGGAGGCGCAGGUAAUGGCGCCGCUGACCAUCUCCUACGAGGGGCGAGUGCUCGUGUUCGGGAACUUCCCGGUGGACAAGGCCAAGGAGCUGAUGCAACUGGUCAAAUCUUUGUCGACCUCUCAGGCGUCGGAGAAGGGAACGUCGGCCGUUCAAGAAAAAGCCGGCAGCUACCGAGGCAUCAGCGGAGAUCGACAUGCCCUUCACGAGGAAGGUAUCACUACGGGGGUUCCUCAAUCUAGAAGAGGAAGCAUAGGUGAGGAGGGGGCAUCAGUGCAUCGCACAGAACGCUCACCAUCUGCUUCACUGUGA